Molecule: messenger RNA, 954 nt
Organism: Vollenhovia emeryi
Lineage: Eukaryota; Metazoa; Arthropoda; Insecta; Hymenoptera; Formicidae
Exons: 2
Coding region: 23-664 (213 amino acids)
Biological process (GO): translational initiation
Source: RefSeq, a predicted model, not a curated record
CCAGAAGCGGAGCUACCGAGCUAUGUUCGCUCCCGGAUUACCGCCGGCCCUACGGAGAGCCGUGUGUCUCGCCCAGAGCUUCAGCCGGUGUCGCGUGGCGCGUGACACUUGGCGGUCCGGUCAGCGUCGCGCGUGCAGCGGGAAGCCGGGGGCGCCCGGCGGCGGCGACGACGGCGCCCGGAGGACGGGGUCGGUGCCGGGGAACGCAUCGCCGGGCAAGUCGACCAAGCUGAACGCGGCCCAGCGUCCGGCGGUGCAGCGCGCCCUCGUCGACGGCCCCGACGCCAGGGCGCGGCCGGCCAGGUCGGUGGACGACGACACCCUCGACGGGGUCAAUAAGAGGCCGGGCAAGGAUCGUAAACUGCUCUUCGUCUCCGCGAAGAUCGCCCAGCACGACCUGCAGACGAAGACGAAGAACGUGGCGAAGCUGGUGAGCAAGGGGCACGAGGUCAAGAUCACUAUCUUCGAGGGCGGCGCCGACGUGAAUAAGGUCCAGAGAGCCAUAGAGGAUGCUGUGAGAAACAGCGGCAGUGUCCAGCGAAUGCCGUCCAAGAAGAAUUCUAUUUUGCUACUAAUAACUCCUUUACAUAAGCAAGAAGGCGAUUCUGUAGAUAGCAAGGAGAAAACCGACGGCUCCUUAAUUAUUGAAAGAGACAACACAUGAGAUUUGUUGGGUGUAAUUAAUGGACGGAUGACGAUUCAUCAAUAUCGCAAGAGAAAAUAAAUCCUGCCUGCAACUAGAUCAACGCAAUAUGUGUGCGCACUUGCAUACAAAUAUAACAUGUACAUAUAAUGUGAAUAUGUUUACAGCGAUUAUAUUUAUUUUGAAUAUAUUAUAACGGUGUUACAAAAGAAUAACAGGUAAAUAGCUUUUUUUUUGUACCAUAUCUACAAUUUCAUUAUUGUCAAUGAAGAGAAUUCCAUGUUUAAUAAAACUUUCCGUUACGCGCCAAA